Messenger RNA from Pygocentrus nattereri (red-bellied piranha), 2204 nucleotides. It is a transcript of the gene camk2n2b, whose product is annotated as calcium/calmodulin-dependent protein kinase II inhibitor 2. Bases 258 to 497 code for a protein of 79 amino acids. Gene Ontology annotation, biological process: negative regulation of protein kinase activity. The transcript has 2 exons. The record is from RefSeq and is a predicted model, not a curated record. Gene Ontology annotation, molecular function: protein kinase binding; calcium-dependent protein kinase inhibitor activity. Lineage: Eukaryota; Metazoa; Chordata; Actinopteri; Characiformes; Serrasalmidae.
CUCGGGAUCUCCCUGCAUUUUUCACAGGAGCUCCACAGGCGCGCUCGCAGUCUUCGCUCUCUCUCGCUCUCUCUCGCUCUCUCGCUCGGUAACCCGGAUCGCCGCGAGCUCUGCGCUCCUCCAGCGGACAUCUCUUCUCACUUCUCCACUUUUAAGAAAGACCUCCGAGACCCAGAGGAAGGCGAAGCCCCGGACCGUCUGAACGCACUCGUCUCGCUUUCAUCCGGCCGGUCCCUCCUGCUCGAGCCUCCAUCGCCAUGUCCGAGGUGCUGCCCUACAGCGAGGGGAAGAUGAGCGGCUACGGAGGGGACAACGAUGUCAGCCAGAUCUCGUUCAGCUGCAGGUUGCAGGACACGAACUCGUUCUUCGGAACAUCGCAGUCCAAAAGACCACCCAAACUCGGCCAGAUCGGCAGAGCCAAGCACGUGGUCAUCGAAGACGACCGAAUAGAUGAAGUCCUCAAAGGCAUGACAGACAAGUCCUCCCCGGGCGUUUAAAAGCGCAGAACGAUGCCUCGUCAACGUUUUUCUUUUCAGUCACCGGUUUGAAGCACUUGUCGACUGUGCAUGUGAGCAGUGAGAAGGAGCAGCCGAGAAGGUUUUUUAGGCGUCUCGAAGCUGGAGGAGAUGCUGAGGAAGACGAGAGGAAGGGGCGAAGAGAGUGAGACACUGAUGGGCUUUUAGCAGAGGGAUUUGCUGGCGAUUCUCCAACCCAAACCCAUCCCAAAAGCUGGCGUGCAGAAGGGUUACCAGCUCGUUUCUGUUCCGUCCUUUUUAUCAGUUCUGCACGAGCCAGUCUUCAUUCGGUCCGAGUUCACGGCUGGGUCUGACAUUUCAUCACGUUUGAAGUCUUUUGAAGCCCUGCAUAUCCAUGCCGAAGAGGAGCUGUCCGUUUCAGCACCACGACACAAUUUUGCUUGUCUUGUCAUCGUUUCCCAAAUACCAACAGUGCAACGUUCUUCGCUUGCAUGGAAAAGGCGAGUUACAUCGAGAUGACAGAAGAUCUGAAAAUUUGUCCUCCACGCAUCCAUUUCUGAAAAAUGUGCAUCAACCCAAACCCAAGCCAAACAGCAGGUUAGAGGAGGAUGACAACGAGUUGUUUUGGUGAGAUUUUCAUGGUAAGGCAGUGUUCAUAAGGCUACAUGGCACCUAUAUAUAGUAGCACUUCAUGACAGCUGACAUAACCCUACAUAAAUAAUUUAAGGUGUCAUUUCUCACAAAGGUGAUGAUAUUUUUCUGACAUUUGGUUGCCAUGACAUUUAUGACAGACGUUCUGUUGAAAUUAGCCCUUCGAAAUGUUUUAUGUAGGUCUAUAUCAGUAGCCAUGACAGGCCUAUGUAGGUGUCAUGUAGCCUUAUGAACACCACCCUACAGUAAAGCGUCACCAUUCAUUUCCACAGCCAAUGCCAGCAAGGACGGUCUAAAGAAACGUGGAAUAAUAACAACAAUAAUCAUGGUGAAAAGGACAGAAGGAGAAUAUUUUGCUGUUUAUUUUGUUCCAUCUCUCUUUUUUAAACGAAUAUUUACGUUUGACGUCAUGUACAUAGUAAUAAUAUCUCUUUGGUCUCUUUGCAUGAACUUUAAGCUCCUGUGCCAAUGUGGGUGUUUCCACCUCUCUUAAAAAAACAAAAAACUAAAUGAAACAAACAAACAAACAAAAAGAACAAAAAACAGGCACGCUUCUUUUUACUGAAGUUCAUAUUUGUAUUUUUAUAACUAAAUAUUUGUUACUUAAGACGAUAUACUAGUUUACUGAUCAACAGACAGGGCGUGUGGCCGUUCAGCAUAAAAACGAUCUCAUAAACAGACAACGUGAAUGUUUUGGGGGGCUUUUGCACUCAUCAACACAUUAACCUUCUACUGCAUUUUUCAGUACUCGGCCACAGUCUCUGUUGACGAUGGAGUCGGUAGAAUCGGUUUAGUUUAUUAAACUUUUUUUUUCCCCAGCAACAGUCCGAUAGCACAAUGUUUUUGGAAAACUGAAGUUUUGAAUUUAUUAACUUAUCUAUUCUGUUUUAUAUUAUUCUUUUGAAAAGGUCUAUGUAUGGUUUGUUGUGCAUGAACCUUAAUGUUUCCCAAAUGAAUAAACAUUUUAUUAAGCAAAAAACACAAAAAUGUACACAAGAAUGAACCAUUGUGUACAAUGAUGGCAUAUCACUGUACUUGGUGAAUGAAUAAAUGGGGACAGAAGCUGUCAAGACUGUU